AUGUUCUCAAGAUUCACUGAUUUAUUACAAGGUGUUAUUAUUGAUUUGGAUCCAUCACUUAAAGAAACAUCACAACAACUGGAUAUGGCAUUGAUUGAAUUAUGUAAAUACUGGAAUAAUAAAAGUUAUUGCAAUUAUAAGUUUGACUGUCGUCCAAUUUUUUUUGCUAAUGCAAAUGUAUUUGACGGUCAUGAAAAAUUAAAGAAUUUAUUAAUGAAUAAAUCACAAAUACAAAUACAAGAAAAUGCAAAUGUCCAAUUAGGUUUACAACUUCAUCUUCAUCAUUGUGUUUGUUCAAUAUAUUAUACGUAA
Molecule: messenger RNA, 312 nt
Organism: Rotaria sp. Silwood2
Lineage: Eukaryota; Metazoa; Rotifera; Eurotatoria; Philodinida; Philodinidae
Source: the annotation of a GenBank genome assembly